CAAAAAGCAUCAGUAGAUUCGUGCUGGUCAUAGUCAUAGCCAUGGACAGCGACUUCGUGAGCGAGUACCGGUCCCUUGCAGACCCCGGCGAUGUGACGAGCUCAAAGAAGGUUGAAGAGGCGCAGCUCUUCAAGAAGAUCUUGAAGACCAACACUGCACAGUUCAAAAGCGACACGGACAAGGCUUUGCGCCGGAGUGUGCAAGCCAAGAAGGAACGCGAGCGACUGAAGGCCUUGCGCGGUGGCAAGGGACAUACCUUUCUGUACUCCUUGACGAGCGCCCACUCUCAUCGUUUGGAAGCAGUGAUUUUUAGAAACUUCAUUGGCAUCUUGAUUGUCACCAAUGUGGUUUGCUUCAUCAUUGAAACGGACAAGUACACAGAACGAAAGUUCAAACAGUUUUUUCACCAGAUGGAGGCGGUGUCAUCCUGCAUCUUUGCUGUUGAGUAUGUCAUGAGAGUUCUAACUAUUCAUGAGAACAAGCGCUUCGAGGAAAUGACCAUCCCUCAAGCGCGGCUUAAGUUCAUUUCUUCGUUCACCUCAGUGGUCGACUUGGUCUCCUUCAUGCCAUGGUUCAUUGAACGAAUCUUUUCCACUGAGAUGCCCAACCUUCAAUUCUUACGUGUGAUCCGCCUUUUCAGACUCUUCAAAUCCAACUCAGUCAUGGCCUCUGUUGACGUGAUCGCAAGAGUACUUUACUUCAAUCGAGAAAUCCUUUGUGUCGCAUUUAUGAUUGAUUUGAUUCUAAUUCUUCUGAUGUCCACCGUUUUGUACUACAUGGCUCCACCUCCAGACACUCCUGGACUUGAAGAUGACUUUGAGUCUAUUCCUGCAACAAUGUAUUUGUCUGUGAUGAUGCUCACUGGGCAGGGUCAACCUGGCGGACAACUGCCAUGGUACACCAAGGUGAUUGUUGUCGUUACUGCGGUUUUGGCCACGGCACAGUUCGCAAUUCCUGCAUCCAUGCUGACUUGGGGCUUUGAGCAAGAAGCGGAAAGGCGAUUGCACAAGAAUCACCAGGCACAGAUCAAGCAGAAGGAGCGAAUCCUGAAGGGCGACACGCAAUGGGAUGUUGUGGAUGUGAGCAGUAGUUCCACAAGUGAAAGUGACGUUGGCCAUGAAUGGGCUGAGUAUGAGGCAGUGGUGGUAGGAAGCGACAGUGAGUCCGAAGAGGAUAAUGUGGAAUCUGCUGCACAUAUGACUGCCCUGAGCGCUUCUGAGGCUGCUAGGAUUGCAAAGGUUUUCUCAGUGCUGGAUGCCGAUGAUAGUGGGAUGCUCCAAACAAGCGAGAUUUGUCGGAUUGUGGGUGGGCAUGGUGGGCAAAGUCAAAUUGACGGUCGAAACCUGUCCGAAGUGCUUGAUGGAGACAACGAUGGUCGAACAAGCUCCGAAGAGUUUCUGCAGUGGUUGACUGGCAUUAAGGCAAAGAAUAUUCAUGUGUUCCACAUGAUUAUGAAGGACUUGGAAGAUCUCAAGCCCAAGCGUCGUGGACUUGGUAGCCAAGGCUCAGAUUUGAUGCCCGAGAAUCUCAUGGCAUUUGCUAUGCGCUUCCAAGAGUUGAAUGAAGAGGUGAAGAGACUGAAGGAUGAAGUGGCAUCCAAAGACAUGGAGAUUGCCUGGUUGAAGCGAGACCAGCCGAAAUGAGUACAUUGUAGGAAAGCUAUCUACAUCUAUCUACUAUUGCCCAUUUUGAGAGAGCUGUUACCAGAUUGGUCGCGAGAUCAAAAACAAAUUUGCAGUCGUUGAGUUCUUUGGGCUUACGGGGCGCUCUCAUCUUGAGCGAGCGUUAGGAUGCGUUAGGUGUAGACUGCGUUUGAAUUUUCAGAGUAGCUACAAAGACCUUAAACGUGCAAUUUCGCUAUGAAGAUCGCAAUGCCUGGGAAGUAUGGUUGCAACAAGAUCAGGUUGAUCAGGUUGACACAUGAGCCACAUGUCACUGCACUAUAAACAAACGUUGUGCAGGCAUUAAACCUGGAGAGUUUGAAACAACUGUUGCGCCGGAAUCUUUGCCUUCACACAACGGAACCAGUAAGAGGCUGAAUGGUGCGCAGAAUCCAGCGUGGACUUUCUUACGAAUUUCACAGAUGUCGAGUGCCCAGGUUCUGUGGUGCUAUGGCUCUGCGAUGAGAUCCAAUGUCCAGCUCUUUUUUGGGUCAAAACCACAGACAUCAAGACCAUGGUAGAGGUCGACCUCCUCCUAGUUUGUUUCAUCAGGUUCAUCCAUUCUGAGGGGCCCGGCCCAGGGUCUGCAAAUUUUGACCCAAAUGCAGAUUUCGGGUGAGCGAGACCACCUGCUGUAUACUGCCAAGCAGUACUAUGCGAAAAAAGCGUUUUGCUGGCACACACUAGUGUCACUA
Durusdinium trenchii is the source of this 2356-nucleotide messenger RNA. NCBI's taxonomy places the organism in Eukaryota, Dinophyceae, Suessiales, Symbiodiniaceae. The record is from the annotation of a GenBank genome assembly.